AUGGGAAAACUAAAGCAGAAAGGAAAGGCUGGUGCAGCGACUAAUUAUAUUACAAGAAAUAAAGCCUUGAACAAACUUCAAUUGACACUAGCGGAUUUUCGGCAAGUGCGUUUAUGUAUUCUCAAGGGAAUUUAUCCUCGGGAACCCAAAAAUAAGAAAAAAGCCAACAAAGGUUCAACCGCACCCGCAACUUUUUACUACACGAAAGAUAUCCAAUAUCUUGCACACGAACCUAUCCUAAAAAAAUUUCGAGAACACAAAACAUUUUUAAAAAAAUUAACUAAAGCUUUAGGAAAACGUCAGUUGAGCAUUGCAAAAAAUUUAGAAAAAAAUAAACCUUUUUAUACUUUAGAUUAUAUCAUUAAAGAAAGAUAUCCUACGUUCAUUGACGCUCUGAGAGAUCUUGAUGAUGCAUUAUGUCUGAUAUUUUUAUUCUCUACAUUUCCAUCAACUGAAAAGAUAACUUCCGAGAUUGUUACAAAUUGUCAACGAUUAUCUUUAGAAUUUCAACAUUAUGUUAUUCGUACGCGUAGCUUGCGUAAAGUUUUCUUAUCUAUAAAGGGUAUUUAUUAUCAAGCGGAAAUUAAGGGUCAACAAAUAAAUUGGUUGGUUCCUUAUCAAUUUAGUCAUUCGGUUCCAGAUGAUGUUGAUUUUCGUGUGAUGACCACUUUUUUGGAGUUUUAUCAAACUCUCGUUGGAUUUGUAAACUUCAAAUUAUUUACGGAUGUCAAUUUAACUUAUCCACCAAAGUUAGACACAUUAAAAUAUGAAGGAGCAGCUGGAUUAAAUUCUCUCGUGGAUAAAAUGCAAGUCGAACCAAUUAAUCACGAAGAAGAAAAAGCCCAGAAAUUGGAAUCAGAAAAACGUUUAGAAACAUUACCCGAAAAACUUGCUAAAAUAAAGGAUAAAGAAAUUACAGAGACGGAAGAUCAAUCGUAUAAUUCUACAAUUGAUACAAUUGAUGUAAAUGAAAGCAUAAUAGAUGAUUUCACAGAACAAACUUCCAAUCAGAAUACAUUACAGGAACAAGAAGUUUCAUCACAAACACAAACAUAUACUUAUCGGGACAUUCAAUUAAUGUCAGAUGCUAUAUCCAAAUUUGAGAAACUUUUUUCUAAAUGCAUAUUCUAUUUAUCCCGAGAGGUUCCCAAGUAUUCAUUGGAAUUUGUUAUUCGAUCAUUUGGCGGGUUGGUCGGUUGGGACGAUACGGUUGAGAUAGGAUCUCCUUUCAAAGAGGAUGAUGAACGGAUCACUCAUCACAUCAUAGAUCGUCCAAUUACUAAAGAAUUAAUACCUACACGUGUUUACAUUCAACCGCAAUGGGUUUAUGACUGCAUUAACGCAAAGAACUUAUUAAAUACAAAACCCUAUCAACCCGGUAAAGCUUUGCCUCCUCAUCUAUCACCAUUUGUAGAAUAUGAGGAUGGUGAUUAUAUACCCGUAAAUGAUGCUGAAUUAGAAAGAAAUGAAGGAAAUGAAGAAAAUGAAGAAAAUGUAGAGCAAAAAAUUAAAAUUGAUAUAAAAAACGAAAACACGAGUGAGGGUGAGAAAGUCUUUGAUGAAGAUGAGGACACUAGUGAUGUUAAUGAUAUAAAUAAUGAGACUGAUGAAGAAGAAUUGAUUCAUCAGAAAGAACUUGAAGCUGAAGCUCGUGGUAUUUCAUUUUCUGAAUAUCAAAGAAUGACUCAAGAAAAGAAAAAGGCUCUUGUAUUCGUGGCAAAUGGCACGGAAGAAAUGGAGGCAGUGAUUUCAAUCGAUGUUUUGCGACGUGGUGAAAUUGAGGUAUGCGUCGCUGGAGUUUCACUAGGAGAUAAGCAAUAUGCAACAUGCAAUCGAGGGGUAAAAAUUGUGCCUGAUAUUCAACCCUCGGAUUUUUCAAAAUUUGAUGCCUUAUCAUACGAUGUUAUUGUUAUCCCUGGUGGUAUGGAAGGAGCAAAAACUCUUUCAUCACAUUCAGAUAUUCAACGUUUAUUGUCUCUUGCUCAUAAAUCUGGAAAAUUUGUUGCUGCAAUAUGUGCUGAUUAUAAUUAUCAAGAGGAUCGCGUUGUAGUUGACAAUAAAGUUAUUACAAGCCGUGGUCCUGGAACCUCGUUCUUUUUUGCCUUGAAAAUUGUUGAGGAAUUAAUGGGUAAAGAAAUGCGUGAUAAGAUUUCACCCGCGUUGAUGCUUCCACCAUAA
This is a messenger RNA of Diversispora eburnea, 2178 nucleotides long. NCBI's taxonomy places the organism in Eukaryota, Fungi, Glomeromycota, Glomeromycetes, Diversisporales, Diversisporaceae. The record is from the annotation of a GenBank genome assembly.